UUUGGCCGGACCCCGUGGCGCGGCCGUUUAAUUCUCCGGCGGCAGCAGAUUGUGGGGACGCGAUGGUCCUGCCUGGGCUUAUCAGGAAACUCGGUCAUCAGCUGGCCGAGAUCAGGGAACGCGCCCUCAAGAGUAUUUUGUGCAAGGUUGAGCACAACCUAAUCUGCUAUGCUGACCUCAUUCAGGAGAGGCUACUCUUUCUCCACUUGCUGGAAUGGUUCAAUUUCCCGUCUGUUCCAAUGAAAGAAGAGGUUCUGAACCUGUUAAACAGAUUGGUUAAGUAUCCCCCAGCAGUGCAGCAUUUGGUUGACCUUGGUGCAGUAGAGUUCUUAUCUAAGCUUCGAUCUAAUGUGGAGCCAAAUCUACAGGCUGAAGUUGAUGGCAUUCUGGAUGGACUUUUCAUUCUUCCUUCAGAAGUUCCUGCACUGCAGUCUGCUUCGCACCAAACCAAUCACACUGAAUUGUCAAAAAACCUUGAAAUCUCAACAGGAUAUUUUCCCCAAGACAAAAGUAAUUUCCAGCAGAUGGAAGUACCUCCACGACCAGUGGUAAAUCAGACGGUGAGGUGUUUGAAGUUUUCUACAUUUCCGUGGCUUCCUCUGACCACAACAGAUAGACAUGUUCUCUCUUCUAAUGAAAGCUCUUUAAGAAGUAGUAACCACACUUUAAUCUGGAACACCUGUGAACUAUUGAAAGAUGUUAUCAUGCAAGAUUUUCCUGCUGAGAUUUUUCUUCAAAGGCCCAAAAUUGUCCAGAACCUUUUAUCUCUGUUGAAACUAACCUUUGGAGAAGAUGGAAAACAUCGCCUGGCAUUACAGUCAGUGUCUUGCUUGCAGCAGCUGUGCACGUAUUUAAGAAACAGACUUAACUUUCACCGAGAUCCAGGUUUUUUCUCUAAUAAACAGGAUACAGUUUCUCAAAAUUCUUCUUUGUCUUAUUGUCAUGAAGCAAGAGGUCCUCAUCAUUCUCAGAAUCCUUCCCCAGGAAGCAGCAGCCCUCGGCCUUCUGUGGUUGGGCGUACAGGCCAGCGACCCAGAGGAGAUGGCCAGGAUUGGGAUGCAGUGUCCUCUAGUGGAAGUAGUAGUCAUGCUCAUGUAAACUCUAGGAUAUCUGUACAUUCACCUUUGGAUAUGGGACACAUAGAUCUGCCAGAGCUGGAAACUGAAGAUACAUUGGAACUCCAAUUCCAGCAGCUCAGUCUUCCCCAGUUCUGUGUCUCAGUUCUGGAAUCAGCAGUUCCUCUCUUAAGAACAGGUAGUAGACAAAUGAUAAUAAGAGUUCUGGAAUUGCUUGCAGAGGAUAUGAUACUUAUUGGUGAAGCAAUUUCAGCAGCUAUCUGGGAUGACAGCAGCCUUUUUGCUAUAGAUAUGAAAGAGAAACUGCUCCUGGUGUUGGGAUCCCUUGGAGAAACUAUUUGCUACCACAAAAAUAGUGUCAGUUUGGAGCAAACAGAGAUGAUGCUGGUGCACCACAGAAUGGCCUUUAUCAGCAUUUCACUGUUUGCAGUUCGACUGUUACAAACCCUUCUCCCUGUUGAAAAGGCAAGCGAGUUUUUACCAGAGCCUAUGUCAGCAGCAUUAUUUCUUCUUUCUUUGGACAUGCCUAUUUCUUUGGAAUAUCCAAAUAUUCAUGAAGCUGCUGUGGCUUAUUUGGAACAGCUGAAUUCCGAAAACUACAGUAUUUACAAACGAACUGCAGAGGCUGUUUAUUCGAUUGAAUGUACUUGUAACUUCUUGUCUGAUGUUGGGAAGGAGGGAGAGAAGAAUCUCUUAGAAUUAGUGGAGCUGGCAGACCAAGCCUUGCAAAGCUUUUCCUGUCAUCAGCAUUUCCCCCUAAUAAAGGAAAUCAUCUGCGUUUGUUCAAAGAUCUGGAAAUCUGCACAGGCCAGUCCAUUACUACAAGGAGAAAGUCAGAAGGUGUUUCUCCGUAUGUUGUCUCACCCACUGACACAAGUGAAAGUUGAAACUUACCAUUGCUGUCUGGAAAUUAUUAAGGAAUGUUUAGGUAUCCAUAAUGUCUCUAAACCUGUGUCUUCACUUUGCAAUGGAAUUCAUUUUUUGCUUCAUCCAAAAGUUCUGUAUGAAAUCUCUACAUUUGGGAUUCAAGAACCCAAAAGUGAGGUGAGUGCUGCUGCCAAGGCCAUUUUGUUGUAUCUGCUUCAAGGACGACUGAUGAUGACAGAAUGGACCUGGAACAAGUUUAUCGAGUCUUUGUGUCCUGUCCUUCCAGUACUACAGGGCUAUGCCGACCCAGAAGAUCCUUUGGGUAACAGCAUUCUUCUUCUAAGCAAAGCAAGUUCUGAGGCAGGAGAAGAGAUUCUCCCCUGUACUACCCAGUUAAAGUCCAUGCUGAGACUUUUGCUAGUGAAAAAAUCAUCGGUUCGUUCACUAGCAUUAAAACUUUUAGCAUUUCAUCUUACGAGUGAAGAAGGGGCUGAUACAAAACGCCCUUUAAUAGAUGCAAGAGUUCUCUCCAGAGUUACUAAUUUAUUUAUUGUGAAAAAGCCUAUUGAACUCAAACUGGAUGACAGAAAAGAAGUGGUCAUUAAGUUGGAGACUGUUGAAAAGUUAUAUGAAAUCUUCACCUCAGAUGAUGUUGAUCUUGUUUUGAGAAAGUCAGCUGGAGAACAGUUAGCUGUGAUUAUGCAAGAUAUUAAAAUGCAUACUGUGGUGAAAAAGUUGUGCUUAAUUGACAAGAUAAUUGAGUAUUUAAAUGGAUGUGUGGGUCAAGAUGGCAAGGUUAUAGAAUGUUUGACACAGCCAUGUCUCACGCUCUUGAGGAAGGUUUUAUUUGCCGAUCCAGUCAUGCGUGUUUCCCUCUCACAACAGUCUUCUCUCUUGACCCUGUUAUUCCGAGUUUCCUUAAUAUUUCAUGAAGAUUGUAAUGUUGUGACUGAAGUUGGAGCACUAUUUUGUCUUCUGUUAUUUGAUGAAGUAUCAAGAAUGGAUAUGUGGUCUAUUAGUCCUCCCAGUAAACCUUCGCCGUCAGUCUUCAGUUUGCCCGUUUCAGUUGUUAGAAGGUAA
This is a messenger RNA of Carlito syrichta (Philippine tarsier), 3023 nucleotides long. Its product is annotated as rotatin. The record is from RefSeq and is a predicted model, not a curated record. The transcript is spliced from 23 exons. NCBI's taxonomy places the organism in Eukaryota, Metazoa, Chordata, Mammalia, Primates, Tarsiidae. Gene Ontology annotation, biological process: centriole replication; ciliary basal body organization; centriole-centriole cohesion. Gene Ontology annotation, cellular component: centrosome; centriole; ciliary basal body. The coding region runs from base 63 to 3023 and encodes 986 amino acids.